Molecule: messenger RNA, 630 nt
Organism: Acanthocheilonema viteae
Lineage: Eukaryota; Metazoa; Nematoda; Chromadorea; Rhabditida; Onchocercidae
Source: the annotation of a GenBank genome assembly
AUGGGUAAGCAAAAAAGAUCGAAGAAUGCAGAAAAUAACAUUGGAACCAGCAUAAAAAGGAUAAAACUGGAAAACGAUGGUGAUUUAUUGGAGAUUGAUUCAAAUGAAGUGUCGCGAAACUUUAUCGAAAUAAACAAAAACAAAGCAACAAAGUGUCAUAAUGAUAAACUAAAAAUGGGGAUGAAUCGAUAUGUGGGGAUGAGUUAUCAGAAAUUAAAACGAAUUAUGACUACAGAUAUAAAUUGUGAUCUGCAUAUUGCUAUAGAAAAGCGUCACGUAACGAUUGGAUGGCAUCAGUUAGGAGAAGCUUUUAAUGCUAUCAAAUAUAUUUUAAAUUCGUCGCUUGGUCAGUAUAGAAAAUCGUUAAGUGGCAUCAUAUUAGCUGUCGGAAAAAUAGAUAUUAUUGAUAAGCCGUUUUGUAUCGCUGACCAACCAUGCAUGCAUAUUGAUCUAAAUGUAAACUGUAUUGUAUUUCGUCCGAAACAAGGCAGCAGUUAUAAAUGCAUGGUGACAGCUAUUGAUAAGCAGGUGCUGAUUUCAAUUUUUCUUGGGUUAUCUACUCCAUUUUUGGGUUUUGUACCACCAUUACAAACUUUUCCGCGAUUGUUUUUUUCCCCGAUUUACGCCUAA